AUGUUCCGGGUCUGGCAGCGAAGCUUCUGCCUCAGUUCAGCGACAUUGUUUGUGAUUGUGUGCUUCCCUUUUCGGAUUUUGAUGCAAGACGGGAACCUUCCGAUCCCGGUCAACAUCUUACACGGUCCCAGCAACGCGGCAAGCAGGGCAUCCACACUCUUGCACAUGCAGCAGCCGGAGGCAAUUCCGAAACGCGAAGUACUGAUCUAUACGCACGCCAAAGUCGGUUCUGUUUCCUUAACUAUUGGUUUCAAAAAUGCUGGAGUGGGUGCAGCUCAUGCACAUACACUUGAAGCUGCACGGCAAUGGCUGGCAGGUAAUUCCGUGCGCGGCAUUUUUCAAUCGCGCGACAGGUGGGCAGAUGAGGAGCUGGCUCUAUAUGCCGGUGAAGAAUGUUUCAUCGUCACUGCUGUUCGCAGUGGUUUCGAGUUUUACCCUUCGGGGUACUUCCAGUCAAUGUUCAACCAUACCAUCCCAUGGGGGUAUCGCCCGCAUGGUCCGAAGACAAGAUAUCACGAUUCUCCAAAUGCAUCGACGUCAGACUGGACGGUAGGAAUCGUCCAACGUAUGGGAGAGGAAAACAUCACUGCACUGAUAGCUGACUUCAAAGCACAACUCCCAAUCGUGAUUAGACACUGGAUGAAAAUCUGGUUCAGAGAGCACUUCUACCCAGCGACAGAAGUUGAUGUCUUUCAACGGCACUUUGACUUCGAAAGCAAGCACAUGUUUUUUGAAAGAGGCACCCGUCGGUGUUCUGUGCUGCUCUUGCGCCAUGAAGACAUCGACAAUUGGGACGGCAUCUUGCAGCAGUUUUUCCCAGGCUUCAGACUUCCCAGAGAGAACAUUGGACGGCACAAAUGGUACGCUUCGGUUUAUGCCAGAUUCAAGGAGGCCAUGACCUAUACGGAGGCAGAGGUGGAACAAAUUUGCACCACUGACAUCCAGAGACACUUUUACACCACACCGCAAUGUGCAAAAUCGGCCAGACAUGACCUUCAGUCAUGA
Symbiodinium sp. CCMP2456 is the source of this 1005-nucleotide messenger RNA. NCBI's taxonomy places the organism in Eukaryota, Dinophyceae, Suessiales, Symbiodiniaceae. The record is from the annotation of a GenBank genome assembly.